GCCCGGGGCAGGGCUGGUGGGCGACUCUGAGGAGGAGGAGGAGGAUGGCGGCAGCAGCGGGGGACGGGGCCCGGCGGGAGCUGCGUGUGCUUCUGGUGCCCCGCUCGGGGGAGCCGCGGGGAUGCCUGCGGGACGCGGCGCGGGUGCGRCUGAACAGAGCCCAGGACGCUCUGGGCACCCUCCUGCUCCCCGGCGGGAUCUACCUGGAGUCGCUGUGGCCGGGCGGGGCCGGGCGGGCCCGGGGCAGCGUCCUGCCGGGAGCCUGGGCUGACUUCCUCUGGGACAGCACAGAAGAUGAUGGUUUGCACCCAAACAAGACAAAACUCCUGGCUCUUGGGCAAAGKCAUGAGCUGUUUGUCUAUGAAUUCAGCGUGGAAGAUGGAAAACACAACCCCAAUUCCCUGCACAGCUKUAAGGAAGAGACACUUAAAAUGCUGCUUGAGGCUAAAAACAUACGUCUGCCUUCAGUUUUCUCUGUGAAGCUUCUGUCUUUUCGAAACAGCAAGUGCAGACUUCUGCUCAACCAGUUUAUCCUUGUGCACCUGACCUUUCCUGGGAAAGACUCACCCCCAGAGAUGUGUGACUGCUUCACCCUGGAUCUGCCUCCCGRAGCUGUGGGGAGAAUAACAGAUUCCCAGUUCUGCAGGGGAAUCCUGUUCCUGCUGGACAGUGCUGGCUGGAUUUACAUUUUUGACUGCUCUGAUGGUGCCACCUUAGGGAAGGUCAGUGUGGCCCUGGGAGCAGGGCAGGGCAAGGGCCCAGCCCCUGUGUCCCCCCUGGCUGCCCUGGCAGUGUCCCCUGACCUCAGYGUGGCCGUGGUGACCAACAGCUGCCACCGUGCCCUCGCCGUGCAGCUCAACACCUACUUCAGACAGUUUCCUGAGCAUUUGUUCUGUAAGAGAGAUCCUGAAAAUCUUCCAGUGAAGCCUCCUGAGGGAGUGGAUGAGGAUGACCUGGCCAGUUCUGACCACAGCAUGGAGCUGCUGCAGUCACCUUUCCGCACAGACAGGUCCUGGAAGGCUCAYUUGUCCUCCCUGUGGGACAGAGUAAGGAGAAGAAGAACACCAGCUUCUCCAGAUUUGGUGAACGACUUGAAUUUGCCUUGGUAUCAGUUUCUUACCCAUCUGGAAGACCACGAUCCUGAAAUCUGUGAGGAUCCAGAGUCGCUGGUGGCCUUUGUUCCCCGGGCUGCUACRUGGGCAGCUUCCCGAGCACUGCAAAGGCAGGGUACAGCCCGAGGGGAUGCAGGACAGCAGUGGGCACAAAUCCCCGUGGGAGCACCAGGACAGAUGGUGAAAAUGGAAUGUAAACUGGUGACUGGAGCUAAAGCUGUGUUCGAGGUGCUGGCUCARGACACGGGGCUGUCUCUGGCUCUCUGGGAUUUUGAGUCCCAGGACGUGACGUGUUCCCACUUCGGCAGAGGCAGCGUUUAUGUGGAGUGCAGUGCAGAGCUGCCACUAUGUCUGCUGCUGACAGAGCGGGGUCUGUCCCUGGUCCUGUUUGRUUUAAGUCAGGAGGAGUUCCUGACCAGGCUGAUGAUGUUUGGCAGCGCCGGAGUCGUGGAUUCCGUGUGCCACCUCAAUGGYUGGGAGAGGUGCUCCAUCCCCAUCCACGCCCUCGAGGCAGGUUUGGAAAAUCGCCAGCUGGAYACAGUGGACUUGUUUUUAAAAAGCAAAGAAAGUGUUUUCAGUCUCUCUGCCCCCUGCCCUGGGCCUGAGCACGCUGGGGAUGGUGCCUCCCACACUUACCUGAGCAAUCUGGAGGAGCUCAGGCCAGCUUUGAACUUGCUCUGCUCAGCAAUCCAGGACAAUGAUAUGGAACCUCACAGCAAACACUUCUCUGAGCAGCUCCUGAACCUCACCCUGACUUUCCUGACCAAGCAGCUGGAGGAAAUCUUUGUGCACACAGAGGAACCKGAUGAAUUCCUGCAGAAGUCUGCAGAUAUUUUAACUGAUUACAUUAUUAAACUGAGAAAAUUCCUGAGGAAAUAUCCUCGACCACAAAUGACUCCAGGACACACAGAAGCUGACCUGGAUGAAGACCUGCCUGAGAUAGAAGAGAGCCAAGAGUGGGAAAAACUGACACCAGAGGAAGUCAUUGCUGAGGCCAUCCUAAACAACAAAAUACCCGAGGCCCAGAUCUUCUUCCGAAGGCAGCACCAUCCUGCUGAGAGUCUGCAGGAGUUCAUCCAGACAGGUCUGAACCUGGUCUAUGACUGUCUGCUGAAGGACAACACCAGGGAGGCCUCUGAGCUGCUCAGAAAUAUGGGCUUCGAUGURAAGCAGGAAUUGCACAAGAUCUGCUUUCACACUGAGGACAGACACGUUCGAGAUCUCCUGGUGAAACUGUUACGAGAAGAAAAUUAUUUUUCUGAAAAAGAGAAGAAAAUGAUAGACUUUGUGCAUCGGGUUGAAAGCCUUUACUCGGAAUCCUUCCAGGAAAAUAAAGAGACUCAGUCUCUUUCCAGUUUUGGCAGCUGGAGGAGGCAGCAGCAGCUGCAGCAGCACCGGGUGGCUCUGGGCUCASGGCCGGGCUGGCCCGGGGCUCUCRCUGCCGGCUCCAGGCUCCGCGUGGUGCUGGACUGGGCACGCUGGUGGGAYGAGCUGACACAGGAGAUGAUCCUGCUCCCCAGGACACCACGCCAAGAACUCAAGAGCUGCAGCCCUGAGGCUCUCUGGAUGCACUUGACAGCSCAGCACGACUGGUGCAGUGUUUGUUCCUGGAUCGAGGAGGCAGAGCCCAGCCAGGCUCCCUGUGCCCAAACUGCCUGGCCCCCACUGAGUCCUGACCUGGUGGACAGGAGCACUCUGUGCAGCACCUACAUGAGACAGGACAUCCUGACCAAGCUGGCCAGAAAGGGAAUUUUUGUCCUUUCUGAGCUGGAAGAUUUUGAGCUCCUGCUSCAGAGAUUGUCGUGCCUUGGGGGAGUCCUGCAGAAUCCUCACCCUGUUCCAAAGUACAGCACUGCCASUGGCCUGGACUUCCAUUCUCGGUUUGUCCUGCACUGCUUAGAGCACAGCCUGCAGUACCUGCUCUACACUUAUCUGGACUAUUACAGUUUAACCCCUUCAAACUGCCCUAUUCUGGAUAAGAAGGACUUGCACGAAGCACACCCCUGGUUUGAGUUCCUUGUGCAGUGUCGAGGGGUUGCCAGCAAUCCCCGAGAUCCCAAGAUGAUUUUCCAGGCGAGUCUGGCCAAUGCCCAGAUGCUGAUUCCCAGCAGCCAGGGGGGUGUGAGCAGCAUCCUGCUGGAGGGCAGGACCCUGYUGGCCCUGGCCACCACGGUGUAUGGGCCUGGAGGCAUUGACCAGGUCCUUCAGAAUGAAGAUACAGAAAAACCUCUGAAGAAAGUUGAUCCACAGCUCUUAAAAAUGGCCUUGACCCCUUACCCCAAGCUCAARGCUGCUCUCUUCCCCUCCUGUACUGCUCAUGGAAUUUUGCCUCCUGACAUCUCUCUCUACCAUCUCCUGCAGUCAUUAAUGCCCUUUGAUCCCACAAAAUUAUUUGGCUGGCAGUCAACAAACACCCUUGCAGUGUCAGAUGCCUGGAGCGAGCUKCCUCACUUCUCAUGUCCCGAGCUGGUGGGCAGGCACGCCGUCCUGGAGAGAUUGGAUUUCCUCUACUACCUGCGCCACGGCCGGCCCGCCUUCGCCUUCGGAACCUUCCUGGUGCAGCAGCUGCUCAGGAGCAAAACCCCAAGGCAGCUGAUCCAGCAGGCAGGGCAGCAGGCACAGAUUUUGGCUCUGUCUUCCCUCGGUGUCCCCGCCGUGGCUGCAGCCUGUGUUUGCUUCCUGGAGCUGCUGGGGCUCGACAGCCUCCGGCUGCGCGUGGACCUGAGAGCUGCCAGGAUGAUUUUCAGCCACAGGACCAGGAGUGAGGACUCUGCUCACAGCCACAUCAGAGACUCUUUGGCUGAGAAGUUCACAAAGGUGGCUGAGGGUGAAAGAGCAGCAGCAGCAGCAGUUCUUACCUCCUUGGAAGAAGCCUUCUGGGAUUCAAUUGAACACCAAGGAAUAAAGAGGACAUCCAGUGACUCCAGAAGGCAGUGGUCUUUGGUCAUGCAGUUCUGCAAACUCCAUAACCUGGAACUGAGCACAUCCUUCCUGAGGGAAUGUGCCAAAUCCAACGAGUGGCUGCAGUUCCUSAUCCAGAGCCAGCUCCACAGCCACCAGCCAGCCCAGGUCGUUCCCCUCGUGCAGGAGUUCCCWGCUGCAGUUCGGGAUCAUCUGGUGCUGGCCCUGGGGAGGUUCCUGAGUCCUGAGCCUGGCACUGCCCGUGACAGCCGAGCACAGAGCCUGUUCCAGAUCCUCCUGCAGUGCCAGCAGAGCUCCAGCCCCUCCUGCUACCUCCUGGCUGAGGGGCUCAGGGAGCACAGCCCCAUCCUCAGCGUGCUGGCAGCCUGCUUCCCCGAUGCAGAUGUCAUCCCCUGCCUCUGUGUUUGGAUUGUCACCUCUGUGGAUGAGGCCACCAGGGCUGAGGCAACCACRCACAUCCAGGGCUGGGCAGGGAGUCACCCGUGGGACCUGCAGGACCUCRCCCUCAUCUGGAAAGUCUUCUUAAGGAAGCAAAGAAGUAAAACUCUUCUGCAUGGCUUCCAGCUCUUUUUAAAGGAUUCCCCUCUGCUGCACAUCCUGGAGAUGUAUGAACUGUGUAUGAACUGCAAAAAGUACAACGAAGCUAAAACCAAACUGGACAAAUUUCAGGAAAGCCUCACAGAACUGAGAGCUGCAGGAGGGGCAGCAGCCCCCACGCUGCCGCUGCCGUGGUUGGAGGCGCAGGCGCUGUUCCUCCUGGAGCUGAUGCCGCAGCAGAGCCGCACGGAGUUCGAGCUGGGAAAGCUCCUACAGCUCCUGGCUGCAGCAGAGAACCUCCUGCUGGAUGGCCCGUAUGUGAAGAAGCUCUGUGCGCUCAGUGAAUCCCUGAGGGGCUCCUCCAUACCAAUCACCCGCUCCAUCCUGAGCUCCUGCAGCCUGGAGACAUUCCAGGGGGAGUGCAGGUCCAUUCUGGAGCAGCUGCAGGAGAAAGGGAUGUUCAGCCAGGCUCGGGAGGUGGCAGCGCUGGCCGAGCUGCCCAUGGAUGGGGUUGUCACACACGAGGUUCUGAGAGAUCUGCAACAUUUAAGAGACUCUGGACAGUGGCAUCAAACCCAGACAAGAGCUGAGUUCUGGAAGAAGUGCAACGACACCUUCACUAAACAUUCUCUCUCCAGCCGAGCUGCUGCAGGUUUCUUCCUCGAUCAGGCCAACCACGUGUUGGAAUCCUCGGGGCAGGAGAAGRCAACUGGAAUUAUGGAGAGACAUCUGCUGCUCACCCUGGCCGGGCACUGGCUGGCCCAGGACGCCGAGGUGGCCGUGCAGGAGCUGGAGGAGGUGGAGAAGCAGCUCUGGCUGUGCCGCAUCGCCCAGCGGGUGCUGGUGGCCGAGGGUGCGGGGCAGUGCCCGUGUCCCCGCCCCGCCGGGGUGCCCGGGGCCCCGUCCUUCACCAGCCUGGCCCAGCAGUUCUCCUUCUCCCAGCUGCCGGCCCUGAGCGCCGCCGGGCUCUGUGGGCUGGAGGCGUUGACUCCCGGGGAGCCCCCGCCGGCGCUGGGGGACGCGGAGCGGGCGGCGCUGGGGACGCUGCUGGGGACCCUGCUGGACGAGGGCAGCGUGUCCGAGGCCACCCGCGUGUGCCGCUACUUCCAGCUGUGGCACCGGGACCUGGCGCUGGUGCUGCAGUGCCGGGCACUGGCCUCGGGGGAGGCCGGGCUGCAGCAACUGCGGCCGGAGCUGCGGGCACUGCUGGCGGCCGGACAGGACACGGCUCCGGGCAGCACAGCAGCGGCCGGACAGGGAAUGGCCCCGGGCACAUCCAGCUUGGAGGAUUGGACCCCUCUGGGGGCUCCGUGUGGGGAUGAUCCGGUGGUGGCGGCGCUGAAGGCUCUGACAGAGGAAUGUGUCCAUGGCAGGGGCUACUGCAGGCAGGUCCUGUGCCUCUACGAGCUCUCCAAGGAGCUGGGCUGCUCCUUUGCCGAGGUGUCGGCGCGGGAGCCGCAGGAGGUGCUGGCGGCCAUCCUGUCCCGCCGGGGGCCGGAGCGCGGCCGCAGRGCCCAGGCCUUCAUCGCCUGCCAGGGGCUGCCGCCCGCGGCCGUGGCACCGCUCCUGGCACAGCACAUCGCCCACGAGCUGCUGCUGGCCUCGGCUCCGGGAAAAGGACAGAAGCAGGCUUGGAAUCCUGCAGUGGAGAGCCAGGAAUUCCUGCAGCUSGCCAAGCUGUGCCAGGAUCACACCUUGGUUGGGAUGAAGUUACUGGAUAAAAUCUCCUCUGUCCCCCGUGGGGAGCUGUCGUGCAUUACAGAGCUGCUGAUCCUGGCUCACAGCUGCUUCAGCCUGACGUGCCACAUGGAGGGGAUCACACGAGUGCUGCAGGCAGCUCGGCUGCUCACUGAGGAGCACCUGGCCCCCAAGGAGGAGUACGGGCUGGUGGUGCGGCUGCUCACGGGCAUCGGCAGGUACAACGAGAUGACCUACAUCUUYGAGCUGCUGCACCAGAAGCACUACUUCGAGGUGCUCAUGAGGAAGAAGCUGGACCCGAGCGGGACGCUGAAGGCAGCACUGCUGGACUACACCAAGCGCUGCCGGCCCGGUGACAGCGAGAAGCACAACAUGAUCGCGCUGUGCUUCAGCAUGUGCCGCGAGAUCGGCCAGAACCACGAGGCUGCUGCCUGCACCCAGCUCAAACUCAUCGAGUGCCGGCCCUGGGAGGAGUCUCUUCAGGAUGUUGCAAAUUURAAGAAGCUGCUGCUGAAAGCUCUGACUCUCUUCAUUGAUGCAGCAGAAAGUUACUCCAAGGACUCGUGUGUGCGGCAGGCGCUGCGCUGCCGCCGCCUGACGCGGCUCAUCACGCUGCAGCUGCACUUCCUGGGCUCGGGGCAGAGCACGAGGAUCAUCAGCCUGAGCAGGCAGGAGCUGCCUGCUGCCAUCCUGGCCUUGCCCAGGUUCUACCAGGCAGCCAUCGUGGCUGAGGCCUACGAGUUCCUGCCAGACUGGGCCGAGGUUCUGUUCCAGCAGGUGAUCACCAGGGGUGACUUCGUGUACCUGGAGGAGUUCAAGCAGCAGCGGCCCCUGCGGCCUGGCCUGUUUGAGGAGGUGGCCAAGAAGGUCAAACAACAUCCCUCUGCUGAUGCUGCCCUGAGGAACCUGAAGCGGUUCCUCAGCCACUGCGAGGACAUUUACACYUACUACAGGCUGGCCUAUGACCACAAGUUCUAUGAUGUGGUGAACUCCCUGCUGAAGGACCCUCAGACUGGCUGCUGCCUCAAUGACCUCUUAUCCAACUAAAUUCCAGCUGAAUUCCAGCCCCAGAGCACAGACUGCAGGAUCAGUGCUGAUUAACACAGAUUUUAUCAAUGACCUGCUCACAGGGCUCUGCUGCUCUGUAAAAAUAACUCCAGAAAACUGGACAGCGAUGUAAGUAUUUAGAAUGUUAUGACUGUGUUAACCUAAAACAGUGUUUUGUAUAAUAAAUCUUAUGUUUAUAAAUAAUUUGAGUCACCAGCAAAUACUAUCUGGCCCAGGUGGGGAUGAAGCAGAGAUCCAGCAGCCCUUUAAAUUAGUGGCAUGAGGGAGGGAGCACCCCAGAAACUCUUUCCAAACAGGCUGAAACUGGUGUGCAGAAUAUCAGGACAAGGGGGUGGAAUAAGCAGAUUCAGUGAAGGUUUCAGGUACACAGUAGCAUAAAGUGUUCUUUGAGUCCAGUCUGAUUUCCAAAGUCUUGYACAGCUCUAAACAGCACAUUCCUAAUUCUGCUGUCUUGGAGUAAAAGAAACAAUCAAGUGCAAAUGUAUUUUUACAGUUAUUAAAUAUAAAUUCCUUUCCAGGCCCAAGCCACAGGUACYCCCCCAGCACAGCUCUUCAGGUAUUUUUCCUGUCAGGCUCCAAAGAACUGCUCCAAGGCCAGCCUGGUGAAGUCCUCAAUAGUGAUUUUUAUUAAAUUAGUUGCUUUAUAAAACAUUGCAGAUGUUGUAAUUGUUAACAUAACAAUUUGCCCAACUGUAGGAACUGCUGCAGUUUGCUAAGCAAGUUUGGUUUUUAAUGAAAGGAAACGGCCGAGUCAUGAAAGACCCACCACAACCCAGGAGAGCCCCAAGGAAGUUGUGUGGUUUGGUUUUUUCUUUUUUUUUACACUUAGCCCAUUAAUUAACUGUUAAAGAACACCCAACCCAGACAGUUGCAUUAGUAGAAAUUUAAACUAAUGGAACGAAACUUCAUCCUCGAGACACAAGUGGGUUUUGCCUUGCCCCACCAGGUGCUGUUGAGGUGUCARGCUGUGGAGCAGUGGCUGUCCCAGGGGACCCACUCCCAGGUGCAGUAUUCCACACUGAAGGUAGCAGUUCCCUUCCCAAAAUACUGAAAUCCUCAAGCUCUAACAAGACAAAGCAACUGGAACUCUAUGUGCACACCCUGCCCUUGCUGCAAACUGCUCAUGCUCAGGCCUGGCCCUGGAGCAGGGACAGUUAAGGCCAUGUCAUGGAGCUGUGCUGGUUAGAAUCCUUCACCUUGUUCAAUUCCUUCCCAAUGUGGCAGCUGUCACCAUAAAGUUAAAUAGCAACAGUGCCUGUUACCAGAAUUUUGGGUUUUUAACUGCAAUUUACAGACCUUCUCCAUUCUGCCCCUGCCCGGAGCUUGCGCCCGGACCCRGCACCUCCAGCCCCCAGCACACAGAUACUGCAAUUCUGAUUGUAGCAUUUGGCAGAAUUUAAAGGAAGAAAAGUUGUGCUACAUGUUUAAGGGAUUAUGGGCAACAGAAAGACAAAAGAAGGGAGAUAAAUGUCACAUGAAGUCUUCAAAGUCUUGUACGUACUCGCCGUCAUAGCCGCCGUAAUCGGCCAGGUCGUCUUUCAUCGUCGCCUUCAGCCCCCCGCCAGGCACAACACCUUUUUUCUUCUUUUUGGCUUUAUUCUGUGGCAAGAGGAUGAGGAUGGUUACUGGGACAGGCCCAGAGCUCUGUCAUUACUCCAGCCCAGGGUCAGUGGGCAGUCACACCCCGCUGCACUGAUGGUUUCCACCACACACAUUUUCUCCUCCUAGGAAAGCUGUGCGCCCCGCUGCACUGAGGUUUCUACCACACACAUUUUCUCCUCCUAGGAAAGCUGUGCCAGUUCCAGGUGUUCCCAGCUCCCUGUACCAUAGGCCUGCCCUCUCCUGCCUUUCAUCCUAUUUCCCCUGGACUCUCAACAAGAAGCUAAUAAAUGUAGGGGAGCCCCGAGCAGGGGCUGUGAUCCCUGAGGGACAGCCCCAGUCUUACCUUCUCUUGUUUUUGUUUUUCACUGCAUAAUACUGUCAGAGUGUUUGUGAUCUUUUUCAAAUCAUCCACCUCCA
Malurus melanocephalus (red-backed fairy wren) is the source of this 9356-nucleotide messenger RNA. It is a transcript of the gene SPG11, whose product is annotated as SPG11 vesicle trafficking associated, spatacsin. Gene Ontology annotation, biological process: axo-dendritic transport; synaptic vesicle transport; axon extension. Bases 45 to 7316 code for a protein of 2423 amino acids. The record is from RefSeq and is a predicted model, not a curated record. Lineage: Eukaryota; Metazoa; Chordata; Aves; Passeriformes; Maluridae. Gene Ontology annotation, cellular component: synapse; cytoplasm; dendrite. The transcript is spliced from 40 exons.